Molecule: messenger RNA, 2812 nt
Organism: Oncorhynchus keta (chum salmon)
Lineage: Eukaryota; Metazoa; Chordata; Actinopteri; Salmoniformes; Salmonidae
Product: nuclear receptor subfamily 4 group A member 2-like
Exons: 8
Coding region: 395-2203 (602 amino acids)
Biological process (GO): central nervous system neuron differentiation; cellular response to corticotropin-releasing hormone stimulus; dopaminergic neuron differentiation
Cellular component (GO): nucleus; transcription regulator complex
Molecular function (GO): zinc ion binding; RNA polymerase II cis-regulatory region sequence-specific DNA binding; nuclear receptor activity
Source: RefSeq, a predicted model, not a curated record
UGUAUGCUAUCGUGCGUUUACAGAAGUAUCUGAAACAUCCAUCCUUGGAAGGGAUUGGUGCGCGUAAUGUUCGAUGACGUCCAGUGUCUUUGGCACGUGGGCAGUGGUAUUCCGACUCCGAGCCACAUAAACAAAGGCACAUUGUCAGUGUUAACCGCGGCCAGUCUAGAAGCCAGUUGGGGAUGUGCAUGGCCAUCUGCCCCGUUCUCUUCACAAUACUACAUUUGCACUUGGAUAUGGAUACAGCGGAGAAGAUGUAAUCCUCUAAAUGUAUGUAUUAUGGUGCACCGGGUGACAGUUUAAGCAGGGAGCAACAUCGAGUGGAUAUUAUCAUAACUCCAGGAAGUGAUUCGGGCAUUGUGUCUUUGAAAAUAGUCAUACAACUGAAGCAACUAUGCCGUGCGUUCAGGCUCAGUGCGGAUCGUCGCCUCAAGGAGCUAGUCCCGCUUCGCAACAGAGCGCAAGCAGCUUCCACGCCGCUGGAGAGCACCACAGCCAUAACUGCGACUUUUUAACGCCCGAGUUUGUCAAGUUUAGCAUGGACCUGACCAACACAGAAAUCACAUCAGCCACUAUCACCAAUCUUCCAAAUGUCGGUGUUUUCGUGGACAGCUACUGUAACAAUUCGAACUAUGACGUCAAACCCCCUUGUCUAUUCCAAAUGCCCAAUCUGGGGGAGCAGUCAUCCAUCAAAGUUGAAGACAUCCCCAUGUACCACCAGCAGAGUCACCACCACCAGCCGCAUCAGUCCGAUGAGAUGGUCACUCCCUCCGGGUCCGUUUACUACAAGUCCCCCUCUCCACACACACAGACAUUCCAGAGUCCACCCAGCCAUGCGUGGGAUGAUUCUGGAUCUCUGUACAGUUUUCACCAGGACUACUUGGCGGUGGCGCACAGAAUGGAGCAGCGGAAAAAUGCCAUAUCCAGAUUAUCCUUGUUUUCUCUCAAGCAUUCCCAAACCGGUAGUCCUUUGUCGACGUGCCAGAUGAGAUUUGACGGGUCCCUCCAGGUGUCCGUGAACCCGGAUACCUCAGGCAGGUAUCAUGGCUUGGAGAGCCAGGGCAUCUUUGGUUCCAGCUCCCUAAGGAAACAGCACAGGGUGGGUUCCCCCUAUUCGUUCCAGCUCGGUCACGGACAUCACUUUAUGGAUAACCAAGCACCGUCGCCUCCUCGCCAAGGAUCACCCACCAACACCGAUGCUUUAUGUGCCGUGUGUGGGGACAAUGCCGCCUGUCAGCACUACGGCGUGCGAACCUGCGAGGGCUGUAAGGGAUUCUUCAAGCGCACUGUUCAGAAAAAUGCCAAAUAUGUGUGUUUAGCUGGGAAAAACUGUGCAGUUGACAAACGCCGGAGAAACAGGUGCCAAUACUGCCGUUUCCAGAAGUGCCUUGUCACGGGAAUGGUUAAAGAAGUCGUCAGGACUGCAAGUUUAAAGGGUCGACGUGGCCGGUUACCCUCCAAACAUAAGAUUCAAGACCCUUUGUCACCUGUCAGCAUCCUUAACGCGCUAGUGAGGGCCCAUGUGGACUCCAACCCCUCAUUGUCUCGACUGGACUACUCCCGAUUCCAGAAUAAUGCUGACAGCCAAAUCGAAGGAGAUGACACGCAACAUGUGCAGCAGUUCUACGACGUCCUGACCGUCUCCAUGGAGAUUAUCCGAGACUGGGCGCAAAAGAUCCCAGGUUUUACCGAUCUGCCGAGACCGGACCAAGAUCUCCUCUUCGAAUCAGCCUUCCUGGAACUCUUCGUUCUGCGUUUGGCUUACAGGUCCAACCCUGAGGAAGGGAAGCUCAUCUUCUGCAACGGAUUGGUUUUGCACAGGCUUCAGUGUAGGCGCGGCUUUGGAGACUGGAUUGACACCAUAGUGGAGUUCUCUGCAAACCUUCAAAGUAUGAAUAUAGACGUUGCAACAUUCUCCUGCAUAUGCGCCCUUGCCACAGUAACAGAGAGACAUGGGCUGAAGGAGCCCAGGAAAGUAGAGGAACUUCAGAACAAGAUGGUGAACUGUUUGAAAGACAAAGUGACUUUUAACGAUGGAAGUGUCAGUCGACCAAAUCACUUGACAAAACUCUUGGGAAAGCUGCCUGAACUUCGCACGCUGUGUACACAAGGUCUGCAGAGGAUAUUCUACUUGAAACUGGAAGACUUGGUCCCUCCACCUGCAAUAAUAGACACGCUUUUCCUCGAUACUUUGCCCUUUUAGGUGACAUAAAGCCUGUCAUCAUGUCAGAAAGGCGAGGUUAAUAUGGCCAUUUUUUAGUUCCCUAUAUCACGCAUUAUGCAUUUUCUCUCAUAUUUAUUUCCAUUGUUUUUGUACCUCUCUUCAUAAGAGCGCUUGGUCAUGUUUAUAGGCCUACAUGUCUGCAUUGCCAGAUAAAAAAAGAGACAACACGACAUUUAAGAUGUUUUUAAUUUUAAACAGAAUGAAGAGUUAGACAAUAUUACAAUAUCGUCGAUUUCUGAAGGACAUGGAUGUCUUGAACUAUUUGGUCUUGCUUUGAAUUGUGAGUAUUUUCAUUUGAUAACUAAACAUUUUCGAUAACUAUGUUGUUGUAUGUAGACACUGGAUAAUGUAUAUGGAACAUAUAUGCCUCGAACGUAUACAGAUUUAUUUUUUAUCAAAUAAUUUAUGGGAGAUGUUUUAUGUAGGCUAUUUCUUGUCUUGUCACACCUGGACUGUGGUUAUAUUGCAUUUGAAUUAAUAACGUAUACUGCUAAAUAAUCUAACGUUUGUAAAUGUGUUCGUUAUUUUGAUUGGUCAUGGGCUUACAAUGUCAGGUUUUUCCAUUCAAAAUAAAAUUCAUGCCGUUUA